CCCAACUUUGCCCAUGACUGAUCUGAGUUCUCUCUAUCUUUAAAAGACUCAAAUCUAGGGUUUCCUGGCAUGCAUGGUGACGUAAGCACGUCGGCGCCCGGAAGCGAGAGAGGCGGAGCCGGCGAUUGGCGCUGUCAAGCCCAGUUCGGAAUCCUCCUGAGGGGAAGGAAGGUCGGUCGAGGCGCCGGCAGCAGGAACCUUGCUGUUGCUGCAGAACAAAAUGUUUCACUUAAGGACUUGUGCUACUAAAUUGAGGCCACUAACGGCCUCACAGACUGUUAAGACAAUAUCUCAGAACAGGCCAGCAGCACCCAGGACGUUUCAGCAAAUCAGGUGUUACAGUGCACCUGUUGCUGCUGAGCCAUUUUUGAGUGGGACUAAUUCAAACUAUGUGGAGGAAAUGUACUAUGCUUGGUUGGAAAAUCCUAAGAGUGUGCAUAAGUCAUGGGACAUAUUUUUCCGCAAUGCCAAUGCUGGAGCUGUUCCAGGAACUGCCUACCAAAGCCCCCCUCCAUUGAGUACCAGCCUAUCCACACUAACACAUGCACAAUCUCUGGUUCAAGCACAGCCGAAUGUAGAUAAACUGGUAGAAGAUCAUCUUGCAGUCCAAUCUCUUAUUAGAGCAUAUCAGAUUCGAGGGCAUCAUGUAGCACAGCUCGACCCACUGGGCAUCUUGGAUGCUGAUCUGGACUCUUCCGUUCCAGCUGAUAUUAUCACUUCCACAGACAAACUGGAUCUUGCAGUUUUCAAGGAGCGGCUGAGAGUGCUAACAGUAGGAGGGUUUUAUGGCCUGGAUGAAUCGGAUCUUGACAAGGUCUUUCACUUGCCCACUACCACCUUCAUUGGAGGAAAUGAGUCUGCUCUCCCACUUCGAGAAAUCAUCCGCCGUUUAGAGAUGGCAUACUGCCAACAUAUUGGUGUAGAAUUUAUGUUCAUUAAUGAUCUGGAGCAGUGUCAGUGGAUCAGGCAGAAAUUUGAAACUCCCGGAGUCAUGCAGUUCUCUAAUGAGGAAAAGCGCACUCUGCUGGCUAGAUUGGUCCGGUCAACCAGAUUUGAAGAGUUCCUGCAUAGAAAAUGGUCUUCUGAAAAACGCUUCGGCUUGGAGGGCUGUGAGGUCCUGAUCCCUGCUUUAAAGACAAUAAUUGACAAGUCAAGUGAAAAGGGAGUUGAUUAUGUGAUCAUGGGAAUGCCUCAUAGAGGCCGUCUGAAUGUCCUUGCCAAUGUUAUCAGAAAGGAAUUGGAGCAGAUUUUUUGCCAAUUUGAUUCCAAAUUGGAGGCUGCAGAUGAGGGCUCAGGUGAUGUGAAGUAUCAUUUGGGAAUGUAUCACCGGAGAAUUAAUCGAGUUACUGACCGAACCAUCACUCUUUCACUGGUUGCAAAUCCUUCUCAUUUGGAGGCUGCUGAUCCAGUUGUUCAGGGCAAGACAAAGGCAGAGCAAUUUUAUUGUGGAGACACCGAAGGAAAAAAGGUGAUGUCUAUCCUUUUGCAUGGAGAUGCUGCUUUUGCCGGGCAAGGUAUAGUUUAUGAGACUUUCCACUUGAGCGACCUGCCUUCCUAUACGACACACGGGACCGUUCAUGUAGUGGUGAACAAUCAGAUUGGAUUCACCACCGAUCCCCGUAUGGCUCGCUCUUCUCCAUACCCAACAGACGUAGCCCGAGUGGUUAAUGCACCCAUCUUCCAUGUUAAUGCCGAUGAUCCAGAGGCUGUGGUGUAUGUGUGCAACGUGGCUGCUGAAUGGCGCAGCACUUUCCACAAAGAUGUAGUUGUGGAUCUGGUAUGCUACAGGAGAAAUGGGCACAAUGAGAUGGAUGAGCCAAUGUUCACCCAACCACUGAUGUACAAACAAAUUCGGAAGCAGAAGACUGUGCUGCAAAAAUAUGCUGAGACACUAGUUUCACAAGGAGUGGUAAAUCAACCUGAGUAUGAGGAGGAAAUUGCCAAGUAUGACAAGAUCUGUGAGGAGGCCCAUGCCAGGUCCAAGGACGAGAAAAUCCUUCACAUCAAGCACUGGCUAGAUUCUCCAUGGCCUGGUUUCUUCACCCUGGAUGGUCAGCCCAGGAGUAUGACCUGCCCUUCUACUGGUUUGAAUGAAGAGGAUUUGGUCCAUAUAGGAAGGGUGGCAAGCUCAGUUCCUGUUGAAAACUUCACAAUCCAUGGGGGUUUAAGCAGGAUUCUAAAGACACGUGGAGAAUUGGUUACUAAUAGAACUGUAGAUUGGGCCUUGGCAGAAUACAUGGCAUUCGGCUCUCUCCUUAAAGAGGGAAUCCACAUCCGACUGAGUGGACAAGAUGUUGAGAGAGGAACAUUCAGCCACCGACACCAUGUCUUACACGACCAGAAUGUUGACAAGAGAACCUGCAUUCCUAUGAACCAUCUGUGGCCAAAUCAAGCUCCAUAUACAGUCUGCAAUAGUUCACUUUCAGAGUAUGGAGUCCUGGGGUUUGAGCUAGGCUUUGCCAUGGCAAGCCCCAAUGCUUUGGUGCUGUGGGAAGCUCAAUUUGGUGACUUUCACAACACAGCUCAGUGUAUUAUUGACCAGUUCAUCUGUUCUGGACAGUCCAAGUGGGUGAGACAAAAUGGCAUGGUACUCCUGCUUCCCCAUGGCAUGGAAGGAAUGGGCCCUGAGCACUCUUCUGCCAGACCAGAGCGAUUCCUGCAAAUGUGCAAUGAUGAUCCAGAUGUCUUCCCGAAACUAGAUGAUUUUGAUGUCCGUCAGCUGUAUGACUGCAAUUGGAUUGUAGUGAACUGUUCCACACCAGCAAACUUUUUCCAUGUUGUGCGGAGGCAGAUACUUCUCCCCUUCCGGAAACCACUCAUUGUCUUCACUCCAAAGUCAUUGUUACGUCAUCCUGAAGCUCGGUCCAGCUUUGAUGACAUGUUGACAGGUACACAUUUCCAGCGUAUUAUUCCAGAAAAUGGUGUUGCUGCGCAAAACCCAGAGGGGGUGAAGCGAAUCCUCUUCUGCACUGGCAAAGUGUACUAUGAGCUCACUAGAGAGCGCAAAACCAGGGGUAUGGAAGCAGAUGUGGCCAUUACUAGGGUGGAGCAGUUAUCCCCAUUUCCCUUUGACCUCCUGUUAAAGGAGUUCCAUAAAUACCCCAAUGCGGACCUGGUUUGGUGUCAAGAGGAGCACAAAAACCAAGGGUAUUAUGAUUAUGUAAAGCCUCGACUUCGCACAACCAUUGACCGCGCAAAGCCAGUGUGGUAUGCUGGGCGUGAACCUGCUGCUGCACCAGCCACCGGCAACAAGAAGACUCACCUGACUGAACUGCAGCGCUUCCUGGACACUGCCUUCAACCUCGACUCUUUCAAGGGCUUGUCUUAGAUAACACUUGGAAAUGGCUCUGCAGCACACUCUGUGUGUGUGUGUGUUUCUGUCUAGCUCUGUUCCCUUCCUUUCCAUGCCCUUAACUGUAGACUUUGUAAACUAAUUUAAGGCGCCCAUUAUUAACCUCUUCUUUGCUGUUGAGGAACCGCCUCUUCAGUGACCCAUCUGGAAUGUUUGUCCUAUAUUUUUUCUUUCAAGUGCUGCCACUCACACCUCUGGAGCAGUAGGGUUUCACUCCAACACAAUCUUGUGAUCUUCCUGAAAACCCCAGAUUAGCCAGUUUUCCUGCUCCAGAAUUUGGACUUUGUUAGGACUAAUAUUUGCUUUCCAAAAGGGUCUUGGUGUCAUAAAAGAUGGCCCCAGGCCAUACAUAAAUUGUUAUUUUGAACCUCUAGGUGCAGCCAUUGAUGAUGGUAUUCUCAUUCUCUUUGCCUCUCAAGAAUCGUUUGAACUGGCAUAGAGCUUCACUUAUGUGCUAAGAUUCCCUUUCCUUACGCUCCACAUCCCCAGCACUGAAAUCCAUGAUUGCCAUCUUGAAGCACUACUGCUCUCUCCUUUGGCUUAGAGACCUGGCAUUUAUCUUUGUUGUACACCCGGACAAUCAAAUUCAAACAUUCUAUUGCAGAGGGUUCCUUUCCUUUAAAAAAAAUGAACGAAUGCAGCAGGACACUGAUUUCUGACCCCCUUAUUUUACAACUUGCAAUCCUUAGUAAUUUUAUAUCACAUCAUGGGCAUCCAUAUUAAUGAUAUCCAGGGAUUCUGGCAUGUCAUAUUGGCUUUUCUGUAUGCUAAGCUUCAGGUCUGCCUAGCAUUUUGGUUCUUGUUCUGCAAUUAGUACUGGUUUGGAAAGAUAUAAAGAUUAGCUAGGCUCCCACAGACUUAGGUCUCCAAUAGGAAAACUUGGUAUAAUGCUUAAGCCUUGGCAAAGUGCAUCUUUCUUCCUAGUAAUUCUCUAUCUCCCCCUCCCCCUCUCUAUAUACAUAUUAUAUGCACAUACAUAUAUGUGUAUAUAAUAUGCUUAUAUAUAUACAGUGUGUGUGUAUAUAUAUAUAUAUAUAUAUAUAUAUAUAUAUAUAUAUAUAUAUAUAUGUAUAUAUAUAUAUAGAGAGAGAGAGAGUGUGUUACAUUUCAAUCAGUUUUUAUUCCUUCACAACAGAGUGAGGUUGCACUUUUCCUGCAUUUCUGGCAAAUGAGGUCACAUUUUGUUGCUCACUUGUUUCAAAAGUUUUUUCUGUAAUGAUCACUGCAGUUUUAUUGGUUUAGCUAUGUUUUAAAUUAUUACUUGUGCAUUUGGAAUUGGCAGAUAAAAGAUUUUUAAGUUGAUGUAAAAUGUGUAAAGGCAUCUGGAUCAUGAACUUUAACAUUUGUUAUGUGUAGUCUGCAAAAAAAACCAUAUGAAUCAGUGUUGCUUUUACACAACUUUCUAGCCACAAAAUUCCUUGUGCCCAUUGGCUCAAACAUGGAUGAAAACAUCUAGUGAUUGUUGCUGCUAGGCUGAAAUGCUUGGUUUGUGUUCUCCUAAUUCUGCAAACAUAGACUACAAGAUUAAAACUACAUGCAGGAGUAGCUUAGUACCUACUUUUCACUGAGAAGCUGUACAAACCCAGGAGCAAAUGCAGUCCAAGAAAGGCCAGUCUGAAUGUUGAAACUGGUCAUCUAUGUGUUACGGCCUUAGAGAUGUCCAGGAGGUAGCUCCUUUCUAUGAGGGCUUGGGGCUUUUUGUCAUGCUGCCUUUUAGGGUGUCUUUUGCUUUUCAAAUAUGUAUGCUGUGGCCAAACCUUGGACACGUUCAGGACCUGGCAUGUCUUCUCAAUACUUAAUGAGAGCUCAAAGCUGAUGUCUUCCAUGUGAACCUGAGUGUUUCUAUUUCCUCACCAAUAUGCACAAUGGAAUAUCUUGACUAUCCUUGGGUAGGAUUGUCUUCAUCUUCUGCAUGAAGUCCUUAGACUUAGAAACACCCGGUUCAGCACACGCACACCAUGUGCACGCACACACCCGCUUGUGGCCUUUGCAUCAGGGAUUAAUGGCUCUCAUUAUGCAUUGCUGAUAACUGGCAGCUGCUUCCAUUCACAAUAAUUAUGUGGCAAUAGACCAGUAGCUGAAUGUAUUUCAAUGCUUUGGUUGUACCUUCUUUUGGGCUUCACAAGAUUGGAAAAGUGUCACGCAGUGGCCGUGGCAGCAGUGAUUUGAUUUGGCAAGGGCAUCCUAAAACCAGGUGGACCUGCCUGGGACACAAUACAUAGUACCCACAGAAUCACACUUUUUCCUAAGUCUUUUUAUAUUCUGUCAGUCUCCUGAGCAGAAGAAGGUUCAGAAGAUGGAUGUGAUCUGAAUGUCCUCCCUUCCCUCUCCCAAAAUUACUGGCUUUUCUGGGUGUUUUCAUUGGGAGAUGUCCAGCCCUGAUCCAUUUGACUAACCUGGACAUUUUGGAAAGAAGUAUAGUUUCUUCCUCCUCUAGCCCUCCUCUGUACAUGCUGCCAGUCAUACUAAAAGACUUGUGCCAUCUUCUGAAUAAAGACUUUUCUAUAAUUAAAAAGGUAUCAGUGCUGCUUCACUUGUGGGAACAGCACACUCCAAAAAUUAUGCCCACUGUUUGAGGGGGACAGUGUUGAUAUUUGUGUUUUUAUGGUUGCUCCAGCUUUACAGAAUAAAGAUAUUGAGUGUUGUCAGAGCAGAGGCUGGUGAGAGAGGAAGGUUGUCUGUUCUAGGCAAGCACUACCCUGGAGUUUCCCUCAGACUCAGAGCCUGACUUAUUUAUUUUGAUUUGAAAUGGAACAUCAAACAGAGAAUGUGUCUGGCUUCAACAAUAAAGCCUGAUUUUCUGGCCAAAA
Anolis carolinensis (green anole) is the source of this 6162-nucleotide messenger RNA. It is a transcript of the gene ogdh, whose product is annotated as oxoglutarate dehydrogenase. Lineage: Eukaryota; Metazoa; Chordata; Lepidosauria; Squamata; Anolidae. Gene Ontology annotation, biological process: tricarboxylic acid cycle. Bases 221 to 3328 code for a protein of 1035 amino acids. The transcript is spliced from 24 exons. Gene Ontology annotation, cellular component: mitochondrion; oxoglutarate dehydrogenase complex. Gene Ontology annotation, molecular function: thiamine pyrophosphate binding; oxoglutarate dehydrogenase (succinyl-transferring) activity. The record is from RefSeq and is a predicted model, not a curated record.